Molecule: messenger RNA, 687 nt
Organism: Microthlaspi erraticum
Lineage: Eukaryota; Viridiplantae; Streptophyta; Magnoliopsida; Brassicales; Brassicaceae
Source: the annotation of a GenBank genome assembly
AUGUGUAGCUUGAGUUUCUGCAGGAUGGAGGUUCAUCACGGGAUCAGGAAUGCGAGACUUCAAGGGGACUACAGUGAUUAUGCACUGACCGAACCUUGUCCUUUGAGGUCUACUGAUGAUCCUUCGGGGUCUAAAGACGUUCCAGGGAGAGCUUUGGUCACAUGGACCAACAACAGGAAAAGCAGGCAAAACGGAGCUAUGCAACAAAGCUCGAUCGAUCCCACACAGAUUUCGAUCGACUCGUACUGGACGAAUCGAUCGACUUGUACACGACGACAAGCUCGAUCGAACCCAUACAGCAGUUCGAUCGAUCAUCAUCAAGACGAGCUCGAUCGAUCCCAUGCAGAGCAGCAGCUCGAUCGAUCUCCCUGUUUCAGCCGUUCGAUCAAUCCCGGUCAGAUGAUAUCACAGCCGUUCGAUCUACUUGGUGCAAACCGACUUGAUCGAACCACAGCGAACCGGAUUGAACCGAAGUCGACCCCGGAGCUAUUUAGACCUAUCUUUAGCCAUUGUUUAGGCUACGCCGUUUUUCAGAGUUUACACUGUUUUCAUUGUUUCCGAGGGAGAAGAGAUCAAACCUCUGUUUUCACAGUUUGGAGAAGAUUUCUGAACCCUUGUUUUUCUAUUUUCAUAUUUGAUUCAAUGACAUUCAGUUUCAGUCAUUGUUUGCUGUUUCGUUAUGUCUGA